Branchiostoma belcheri (Belcher's lancelet) is the source of this 1635-nucleotide messenger RNA. Its product is annotated as plasminogen-like. The coding region runs from base 1 to 1569 and encodes 522 amino acids. The record is from RefSeq and is a predicted model, not a curated record. Gene Ontology annotation, molecular function: protein binding; serine-type endopeptidase activity. NCBI's taxonomy places the organism in Eukaryota, Metazoa, Chordata, Leptocardii, Amphioxiformes, Branchiostomatidae. Gene Ontology annotation, biological process: proteolysis; acrosome reaction. The transcript is spliced from 10 exons.
AUGGGCCUGUCAUACAACCAGACAUCAUUCCCAAACAUCUUUCGGUGGCCGUCUCAAACAGUUGCUCUGCAGAAUGCCCAAUUAUUGUUUUCACAAUACGAUCGCAUUCGGGACUGUCAUUGGGGCCUUCAAACCUUCUUGUGUUCACUUUUCUUCCCCAGAUGUACGUCUAAUGGACAAAUUCAUCCAUGCCAAUCACUUUGUAACGAGAUCAACGCUACAUGUAGCGGACGAGCCCUUGCCCUAAACCUGCAAUGGUACGAUUCAAUCUGUGAAAUUCUUCCCGAGACUAACUGUUCUGUUCCGAAUGUAAUUCCAUCGCAGGGAUGUGAAAACACAACUGAACUAACGGGCUUCUCAGGCAAUUUUACGUCCCCGGGUUACCCUGGCAACUACCCUAACAACGCCCGCUGUUCCUGGCUGAUAACUGUGAGCCCUGACAAGAUCGUGGUCAUCAGAUUUGCAGCGUUCAACUUGGAAAGCUCUACUGGCUGUCGUUAUGACUCCCUCGCUGUGCAUGAUGGGCCGAAUGGCACUGAUCCUGUGCUCGCCACCUUCUGUGGUUCUUUAGCUACACCAGUGUCCACCACUGGAAACAGCGCCUUUGUAAUGCUCACCAGUGAUAGUGCAGUGACGACGCAUGGAUUUUUUGCCAACUUUACUGCUGAGGAUCCCCCACAAACAUGCUCUCCAGAGGAGUUCACAUGUUGGAAUGGAGACUGUGUCAACACGACUCUUUCCUGUGACGGCACUAAGGACUGUUCUGAUGGAAGUGAUGAAAUCGAUUGUGGUGGCGCGAAAUGUGGUGUUCCGGCUAUAUCGCCAACCUUCCCCGUAACCCGUAUCGUCGGUGGUAACGCUGCCCAGCCAGGAAGUUGGCCUUGGCAGGUCUACUUGUUGCGUUAUGGCUCAUUCUACUGCGGUGGAAGUCUCAUCCACCCCAUCUGGGUCCUAACCGCUGCACACUGUGUGGACUAUGAUCUUCCGCCCGGCGGUUACGAAGUAAUCCUUGGCAAGUACAACAAACCCGAAUACAUCACCGACUCAACAGAACAACGAAUACCUGUUUCCAAGGUUAUCAUCCACAGUGGAUAUAGUCGUAACCCGACAAAUAAGGACCUGGCCUUACUGAAGCUGGCCCGACCGGUGACACUGAACCAGUACGUGUGGCCCGUCUGUCUUGUCUCGGGCCCAGGAGCCGAUCCGCCCGAGGGAACCAGCUGUGUCGUUACGGGAUGGGGAAGUACCCAAGGUACAGGGAACGAGGACGUGCUGAAACAAGCCCGCGUCCCAUUGGUCAGCAAUGACAAAUGUAACAACGCCCCUGCGUUAGUCUUAGCUGGCCGAAUCACUGAGUUUAUGAUGUGCGCUGGUUACUACGACACUGGCGGACAUGAUACCUGCCAGGGUGACUCUGGCGGCCCGCUCGUCUGUCCGGCGGCAGGACGGUGGAUCCUGCACGGUGUGACCAGCUGGGGAGACGGGUGCGCUCGACCCCAGUCCCCUGGAGUGUACGCCCGGGUCAGCUCCAUGCUCGACUGGGUUCACAGGACAAUGGACAACAAUUAAAGCAAAGACGCGCACCUACUUGGCCUGUUAUUCCUCCGUAGAUUCACAUGUAACCUUUAUACUUGU